AUGUCGGCCAAUACACGCGGUGCUGGAGUAUUUCUCGAAUUAAGGAAAAGGCUUCAAAGUGGGCUUCUAAUUAUCGGAAAAGAUGUUGCUGCAAAUCCGACUGGGAUUGUUGUGACUGGUCAAGAUUCUUCUCUUCACAUCCGGACCACCACGGGCGAGGUGACAUUCCUUUUGCCUCCUGGAGUCUCCUAUGUGAAGGAAUCCUACGUUUUGGUAUCUGGAAGAGAAUCAUGUGAAGAAGAGCUCCAUUUUAGGUUGCGAAUAACUGCUUCACAUAUCAAAACUGAAGAGUCCUCAGACAUAGUAAGGGCACUACGGGCUCAAGAGACUUAUUGCUUCUACUGUCAGAGCUGUAUGACCAGGCUGCUGGAGGACAGAUUGUUCACACGAGUGCUUCCCCUCCCAAAUGGCAACUGGAAUACCAUUGUGGAUGAUUGGUGCUGCCAUCCAGAUCCUUUCGCCAACAAGAAGAUGUUGCCCCGAGCUGCUGAUUGUUUACUGGGCGACACGUUCUUUCUCCUUACUAGGGAUGAUAGCUGUAAGCAGACUCUUCUUCAGGAAGUGAGCACGACUGACUCACAAGAUAGUAAAGAUCCAAAGAAAACUUGCCGCCGACUGGAAGUAGUGUCUUGCAUGAGCUGUUCGUCUGUUCUCGGGGAGGCAUUGACACCGGAGACCCUGAGACUAUAUGUCACACAGGUGGUGGUGGAGCCUAGUGUGGGGGACAGAAUGCCAGAGUCUUCAGUGAGCAGAUCCUUCUUCUUGGAGAGGACUAUAGCUGUAAGGCUUGCAGCUCUUUCCAACUCCAUGAGUUCCUUCCACUUUUCUGUCCAAACACCAAGUGGAAAGCCUUUUUUACUGCUCUGGCUGCUAAACAGCGAUUCCAUCAUGGCUUCAGUCCCAGGAUGGUCUGAUUGCACCGUCACUCAUCACAGUCCAUCAGUGAGGGCGGCAAAAGCCAUCAAACUUCUCUACAUAGACUGUUCUCAUAUGGGGGUCCAGCAGCAAGCAGUCGCCACCAGCUGGGAGGUCAAUGCCACAGGACACGCUGUGGUGUUUCCACUGAAGGUGUGUGAGGAGCUGUUACAAGUCAUAGAAGACAGCAGUGCUACACUUCCUUAUUCAAUGCGUCACAUGAAAGCCUAUAAGAUAGAGGACGCUGAGGACCUGUACAUCUUCGGCACGCUGCUGGCUCUUGCCUUCCUACUGCUACUUGGUGCCCUCUGGGUUCGUCGCUUCUCGAUCAGGAUGAAGAACCAACUCCAUGACAUACUGGAGGUUGUUCGUCGCAACGGCGACGAAUUGGCACUGUUAAUGAAGGAGCAGGCAAUGCUAAGUGACGCCGCCGCACGACUGGCCACAAAAAUUGACGCGGAGCUGCGUGAUCAUGAGAGACUCGCUCGGGCCAACCGGGCCAGAGAUGAUGAUGACUAA
Messenger RNA from Nerophis lumbriciformis (worm pipefish), 1434 nucleotides. NCBI's taxonomy places the organism in Eukaryota, Metazoa, Chordata, Actinopteri, Syngnathiformes, Syngnathidae. The record is from RefSeq and is a predicted model, not a curated record.